Molecule: messenger RNA, 1560 nt
Organism: Rotaria socialis
Lineage: Eukaryota; Metazoa; Rotifera; Eurotatoria; Philodinida; Philodinidae
Source: the annotation of a GenBank genome assembly
AUGAAAGUGACUUGUUUUGUUUUGUUGUUGACAUUGUUAACAGCAUGUGUGAUCGUCAGUGCCAUCAACAAAGGUGACAUAAUUGUACAGCACAAUUUUGAUGGAAUUACCGAGCAAGCAACUUGGAAUAAAGUUCUUGGACCUUUAGUACAGCUAGUAACAACAGAGAGAGGUAGUACAGCACUACGUACAGACCGCAAACAAUUAGAUAGUCCUUCAACAUGGGUUCAAAUCACAUUACCAGCUUCUACGUUACGUGGUUGUAAAAUUCGAAUUCAAGCAGCUGUCAAAGCUGAAAAUAUUAGUGUGCCACCCAACUCAUGGAAUGGCAUCAAAAUUAUGCUCCAUACGAAAGGGUCAAGCGGUGACACGUAUCCACAACAAAAUCUACCACAGGGAACUUUUGAUUGGCGUAUGGCAGAUUAUGUAGCCAAUGUUCCUCUUGAUACAGACCAAGCAAUACUUGCCCUUGGUCUGGAAGCUGUGACUGGUGCGGUAUGGUUUGAUGAUCUAAACGUUACUGUCUAUAGCAAACCACGUCCUCAUCCACCUACACCACCAGCUGGACCACCCUAUAAAGGUCAUAAUCUGACACGUUUACGAGGUGCAAUGAUUGGUAUUAAUCUUCAGGAGCAAGAUUUUCGAGAUUUUGCUAGCUGGAAUGCAAAUCAUGUGCGUUGGCAAUUGCUAUGGAAUGGAUUUCCUCAUAGUCCAGCAGAUGAUGGUGACAUUCCUGCUUAUGAAACAUGGCUUGAAAGUGCACUCAAACAUCUUGACUCAAUGUUAUCCGUCUGUCGUCAACUGGGCAUACAUAUUCUUGUUGAUUUGCACACGCCACCCGGUGGACGUAACUCUGAAAACGAGUGCAACUUAUUUAAAGAGAAACGUUUUCAAGAUGCAUUUCUUACGUUAUGGGAAAAAAUAGCAAGACGCUACAAAGAUGAAUCAGUUAUUUGGGGUUAUGAUCUAGUCAAUGAACCAGUCGAAGGUACAAUGCCAGAUACAUUGAUGGAUUGGCGCGAGUUAGCAAUUGUCACUGUUCAACGUAUUCGUGCUAUUGAUUCACAACAUGCAAUUAUUAUUGAAGCAGCUCCAUGGGGUGGACCUGGUGCUCUGGCUAAUUUUGAACCAUUACCUUUUGAGAAAAUUGUUUAUUCAUUUCACAUGUAUGAACCUGGUGAAUUUACCCAUCAGAAUGUCUAUAAUGAUAUUCCACCUAUUUCAUAUCCGGGUGUCAUCAGUGGUCAAAUGUGGAAUAAAGAACAAUUACGUCACAAUUUGAAUCGUGUGCUCAAUUGGCAACGUGAUUACAAUGUUCAUAUAUAUGUGGGCGAAUUUUCUGCUAUUCGUUGGGCGCCCGGUGAUAGUGCUUAUGCUUAUUUACGGGACAAUAUUGAUAUUUUCGAAGAAAAUGGAUGGGACUGGGCUUAUCAUGCAUUUCGUGAAUGGCCAGGAUGGAGUGUAGAACAUAUUGGCGACAAAAAUAAUACACAGCGUGCUCCUGUGCCAACUGAUCGACAACGAUUGUUAAUCGAUUGGUUUAACAAAAAUGAGCACUAG